This is a messenger RNA of Rubroshorea leprosula, 3360 nucleotides long. The record is from the annotation of a GenBank genome assembly. Lineage: Eukaryota; Viridiplantae; Streptophyta; Magnoliopsida; Malvales; Dipterocarpaceae.
CGACUCUAUCCUGCCACUUUUUCCUUUCUUUUUCUCUUCCACCUCUUUCCACAGGUAACAUUCCACCAUUUUCUUCUUUUUCCCCCUUUUCUUUACUAUGCAUAUAUUUACUUAAGUUUCUGCAAUUUAACGUAGUCCAUCCUCCACCCAAUUCCAGCAAAAUUCAUGAAAUCUUAGCUCUUAAGUUUCGCUUAAAAUAAAUAAAAUCUCUCAACUUUUCUUGAAGUAAACACUUUUUUCUUCCUUAUUGGUCUCAUUAUCUUCAACAUUUCUAAAAACUUUAUAUGCUUCUUCUUCCGCCACUACCACCCAGUAACUUCAUUUCUACCUUCUCUUUUUUAGAUUUAACAUGUACUAAGUCGCGUACCCAUUAACUCUCUGCCAUGUACAUGUAUUUUUUUUUUUUUUUCUGAAGUUGGAGAAGAAUUAUGUUCUGGAUUAAUUCAAGUUUGGUAAGAUCAUUGAGUUCAGAUCAUGGUGUAAUUGGGUUUUGAUUUUUGUGUUCUAACUUUUUGUGGGUUGGUUUCAGACUUAAAUUUUUGUGUGUGAUUAAUGUUGGGAUGAAAUCAUUGUACUUUUGGAUUGAAGUUGAUUAUGGGAGUAAUGGGUUUUGAGAGAUCCGGUGUGGGGUUCAAGAAUUUGAAGAUCUGUGCUCAAAUCUAUGUGGGGUUUCUGCUGAUUUGUUUAGCGAGAUUCUCGGUUGGAUUGACUAAUCCUUCUGAUGUUGCUGCAAUUAAUAGCUUAUACACUGCAAUGGGCAACCCUGUACUACCUGGGUGGGUUGCUUCUGGGGGAGACCCAUGUGCUGAAGCUUGGCAAGGCGUGCAAUGUAAUGGUUCAAACAUAUUGAGCAUAGUUCUUAAUGCUGCUAAUUUGGGAGGAGAACUGGGCGAUAACUUGGCGAUGUUUUCUUCUAUCAAGGCAAUAGAUCUAAGCAACAACCACAUCGGAGGCAGUAUUCCAUCCAAUUUGCCUGCUACCAUGCAAAACUUUUUUCUUUCAGCCAAUCAGUUCAGUGGAAGCAUACCAGAUUCACUUUCUACUUUGAUUCUAUUGACUGACAUGUCUCUAAAUGACAACCAUUUGAGUGGACAGAUACCAGAUGCUUUUGAAGCCCUUACUGGAUUGAUCAACCUGGAUUUGUCCAAUAACAAUUUGAGUGGGCACUUGCCUUCUUCUAUGGAGAACUUGUCACGUCUGACAACCCUACGUUUGCAGGCCAAUCAGCUAUCUGGAACGCUUGACGUUUUACAAGAUCUCCCUCUAAGGGAUUUGAAUGUAGAGAACAAUCUUUUCUCUGGGCCCAUACCAGUAAAAAUGCUGAACAUCCCAAACUUCAGAAAAGAUGGAAACCCAUUUAAUUCCACUAUAGCUCCACUACCUCCUCCUACAUCACCAUUGUCACCAACACGUGCACCACCUCCUUCUGGGACCCCACCUUCUGGAUGGGUGCCACCUUCUGGACAAGCCCCAGGAAAACGUGCAGAUGGGCCAUCUGCAGCAGAGGGAUCUGGUACUGAAGGGAAGAAGAAAUUUUUAACUACCAAAAGGGUGGUCUGGAUAUCAAUUGCAGUGGUGAUAUCAUUUAUAGUUCUGGUAUUAGUAUGUUUACUUCUUAUUCCAAAGUGUACCAGAAGGAGGGAAGAGGCUGACGAAAUUUUCAAGCGGCAUCAAGUAGGUGCAUACAGAGGCAACAGAGAGCAUCCUGGAGAUGAAGGCUCCCUGCCAACUAAUCAUAUGGAUAAAGUUUCACAAGAGGUUAAUACCAGACCUAAGGAUGAUGUUUGGGCAGGGACCAGAAGAAUGGGAGCAAUCCCAAAGCUAUGGAAUGAGCAAGAGAAGAAUGUGCAACGGAUGGGCACAGAACCAAAGCUACAUGAACAUGAGAUAGAAAUGAUGUUGACGCCCCCUCCCCCUCCCCCCCCACCAGCCCCUCCUGCUGACAUACCUAGAGCAAAGCCUUCUGCCAGAACUCCAAAGCUGUCCUCUUCUGCAAGGUCUUUCACCAUUGCAACCCUUCAACAAUAUACAAACAGCUUUUCUCAAGAAAGUCUUAUAGGGGGUGGUAUGCUGGGGAGUGUUUAUAGAGCAGAACUUCCAGAUGGGAAGGUACUUGCAGUUAAGAAAUUGGACAAGAGGGCAUUGAGUCAGCAAAAUGAUGUUGACUUUAUUGAGCUAGUAAACAAUAUUGAUAGAAUCAGGCAUGCACAUGUUGUUGAGCUGGUAGGUUACUGUGCAGAGCAUGGUCAAAGGCUUCUGAUCUAUGAGUACUGUAGUAAUGGGUCGCUCCAGGAUGCACUUCACUCUGAUGAUGAUUUCAAAAAGAAGCUUUCAUGGAAUACCCGCAUUCACAUGGCGCUUGGAGCUGCUAGAGCCUUAGAGUAUCUGCAUGAGGUUUGCCACCCACCUGUUGUCCACAGAAAUUUCAAGGCUGCCAAUGUUCUCCUGGAUGAGGAACUUAACGUGCAUGUAUCUGAUUGUGGUUUGGCUCCGUUAAUAUCGUCAGGAUCGGUUAGUCAGUUGUCAGGACAAAUUCUAACGGCAUAUGGCUAUGGAGCACCAGAAUUCGAGUCUGGAAUUUAUACUUCUCAGAGUGAUGUAUAUAGCUUUGGGGUAGUCAUGCUAGAACUAUUAACGGGCAGGAAGUCACAUGACAAAACAAGGAGCCGAGUGGAGCAAUUUCUAGUAAGAUGGGCUAUUCCCCAGCUUCAUGAUAUUGAUGCAUUGUCAAGGAUGGUUGAUCCUUCUCUUGAUGGACAGUAUCCUGCUAAAUCAUUAUCUCACUUUGCUGAUAUAAUUUCUCGCUGUGUUCAGUCCGAGCCAGAAUUCAGGCCACCCAUGUCUGAAGUUGUCCAAGAUCUGUUAGACAUGAUACGAAGAGAAGGUCCCAGCAAUGAAUCCAUUGGGGCUAAAUUUAUGUCAUAGUAAUAAAACUAGUGAUAUCAGUUUGUGAAUUGUGCGUUUGCACAUAGAUUCAAUCCAUCCAAUGUUGAUCCAAGAAGAGACAUCUACUGUAAAGAGGCUGCGGACAGGUGCUCCUACUAACACACUCAACUUACAUCCCGAGCUCAUGCCUGAGAGAGGUUUUGAAGGUAAUUAGCUAGGAGCCUUAGCGCGCUGUAACUCCGACGAGCCUGAUUCUUUGGAUCUACCAUUUGUAGUCAUCCCUAGCUUGGUUCAUUAAAUCAUGUUAACAAUAUAUAUCCUUGUUUUGGCAGAAAUAUGCUAACCUUGAUUGUUUCAUUGUUGUUAUCUGUCACUGAUUCAUGAUAAUGAUAUUCUUUUUGUGGUAAUUACAUUGCAUGUCCCAUUGUACUCUAUGCUUGGUUUUUCUAUUCUAAAUCAAUUUUCCCUUUUUAG